AUGGCCAAAACCGAAGAGGCCUCCGCUUUCACCGCCCGCGAGAUGGAGGUUCUCGCGCUCGCCUGGCAGUGCUUCGAGAGCGAACCCAAGAUCGACAUCAAAAAGCUCGCCCGCCUGACCGGCUACACUGAAGGCAGCGCCUCCGUCACGAUCGGCAAGAUCAAGCGCAAGCUCAAGGCCCAUGGUGCGGGCGCAGGUGCGGGUGUCAGCGGCGGCACUCCAGCCUCUACUCCCAAGAAGACCAACGCGGCCAAAACCCCCAAGUCCGCCAAGCGCGGCGCAGACAAGACAUUCAAUGAGUCGCCCGCCAAGAAGAAGAAGGCCGAGGUGCAGCAGGAGGAUGAUGAGGAUAUCAAGGUCAAGCCGGAGCCGGAGGCUGAUGAGAUAUAUGGUGGUUACGGUGGUUAUGGUGGCUAUGGUGACUAUCAAGGUGGUUUCUAA
Molecule: messenger RNA, 441 nt
Organism: Didymosphaeria variabile
Lineage: Eukaryota; Fungi; Ascomycota; Dothideomycetes; Pleosporales; Didymosphaeriaceae
Exons: 3
Coding region: 1-441 (146 amino acids)
Source: RefSeq, a predicted model, not a curated record